CAUUAUGAGCGAUAAAUGUCCACAUAUUCAUGGUUCUUUCUGACUUUCGUUCGUCCACCAGCGAAGCAGAACCAACGCAUGUCCAAAGAUGGCUUCCUGAUGUACCUUCACAUGGACGAGGGCUCCAUCUUCAACCCGGCACACAAACAGGUGUAUCAGGACAUGCGUCAGCCCCUCAACCACUACUACAUCUCAUCGUCACACAACACGUACCUGAUGGAAGACCAACUCAAAGGGCCCAGCAGCACAGAAGCCUACAUAAAAGCGCUGAUGAAGAGCUGCCGCUGCGUGGAGCUGGACUGUUGGGACGGGGCUAACGGAGAGCCGGUCAUUUACCACGGAUACACACUCACAUCCAAAGUGCUCUUCAGAGACGUCAUCAAAGCCAUCAACGACUACGCCUUCAAAACCUCUGACUACCCGGUGAUCCUGUCCCUGGAGAACCACUGCAGCGUGGACCAGCAGAAGCUCAUGGCCCAUCACCUGAUCUCCAUCCUGGGAGAGGCUCUGCUCACGAAGCCUGUGGGAAACACCACGCUCUCCGACUUCCCCUCACCUGAGGGGCUGAAGGGCAAGUUCCUCAUUAAGGGAAAGCGAUUAAACAAACUGGAUGCUGCGCUCAACAACAACAACAGCACCAUAGAAGAAGAAACCGUGUCUGAGGAGGACGAGGCUGCAGACUGUAAAGAGAACGGACAUAAAUCUAAAUCAAAGAAAUCCAAAAUCAAACUAGCCAAAGCGCUGUCAGACAUCGUGGUCUACUGUAAGAGCGUCCACUUCAGCGGCUUCGAACACGCCAAGGACUGCCAGGUCUUCUACGAGAUGUCGUCCUUCAAGGAGAGCAAAGCCUUCAACCUGGCCGAGAGCUCAGGUAAACAUCCCACUAACAACCAGAG
This is a messenger RNA of Notothenia coriiceps (black rockcod), 896 nucleotides long. Its product is annotated as 1-phosphatidylinositol 4,5-bisphosphate phosphodiesterase delta-1-like. The record is from RefSeq and is a predicted model, not a curated record. The transcript is spliced from 5 exons. Gene Ontology annotation, cellular component: plasma membrane. Gene Ontology annotation, molecular function: phosphatidylinositol-4,5-bisphosphate phospholipase C activity. The annotation marks the transcript as partial. NCBI's taxonomy places the organism in Eukaryota, Metazoa, Chordata, Actinopteri, Perciformes, Nototheniidae. Gene Ontology annotation, biological process: lipid metabolic process; intracellular signal transduction.